Fusarium graminearum PH-1 is the source of this 2027-nucleotide messenger RNA. RefSeq lists its product as uncharacterized. The coding region runs from base 489 to 1598 and encodes 369 amino acids. The transcript has a single exon. Lineage: Eukaryota; Fungi; Ascomycota; Sordariomycetes; Hypocreales; Nectriaceae. The record is from RefSeq and is a predicted model, not a curated record.
CGUCUCUCGCUCACUCGCUGACUGACUCACCCACUCUCGCUCUUAUUUCUGUCUUUGUUAUUUACUUACAUAUCUCCAACAAUUUCCGUCGUUUAGACUAAGGAUCAUAUCCCACUUCGACGCUUUGUUGGUCGAUCUCACUCUCGCUCUCGCAACUCAUUUGACGGCCAAUAAUCCUUCUGUCAAAUAAUCGCAGAUAAAAUACCAGUGCCAUCCUCUGAAUCGCGAACACUUUAUUCGAUUCAGAUAUUCGCAUCGCAUACGACAAUUUAUUCCCACGUUGAUCGCGGAUAGCCAGCUGAUCUCUCCACUUAGUCGUAUAUCCAGUUUGCGUCAGCAGCAAGUUUAUUAAAGCGCCAUUACGCGUUUCUCUUCACCACUCCUGAACAGGGACGACAAGCUCCUUUCGACAUCUCGACUGGUCAUUCCUGUCUAAUCACCCUUCCUCGUCAUUAUAUCCGACACCAUCCGCAGUCACAGCCACCGACAUGUACGCCACACGGUUUGUCAAGCUGCUACUGGUAGCUUUCGCUAUUAUCUGCGUCGCUCAGGCAUCAUGGAUCGACCUCAACAAAAUCCACCUCAAGGAGCGUCGAGUUAUGCGAAGAGCAAGCCCUAGUCAAAAACCCGAGGACGUCCUAGCAAGUGCAACACUACCAAUCGAUGUGCCCUCGGUUUCUCAGGCAGAACCAGAUACAGCUGCUCCCACGGACACAGUAGACUCCAAGUCUGAUGCACCUGCCGAUACCGCCUCCGAUGAAGCUACCCAGGCUACCGACGAGCCUUCAAAGGCAUCUGCUACUGCUGCUGAGUCUACUGCCGAUAAACCUGCAGAGACCACGCCCGCGGAGCCUUCCCCCACCAAGGACAGCUCUACUACCAAGGCUGCCGAGAAAUCCACCGCUGCCGAUAGCAAGCCCGCUGAGACUUCUGCUCCUUCGCCCACCGAGGCCACCGACGACACCCAGUCUACUGCCGCUGCUUCUGCCACUGAUGAGAAAACCGCUGCCGAGUCGACAACAGCGGCUGCUUCACCUACCACCGCCGCCGCCAACAGCAGCAAGAACCAAAACGAGGACACCAGCAGCACUGCCGCCGGUAGCGACGAGGAGGCCAGCAGCACUGCAGCCGAGAAAGACACUCGAACUACCGCCAAGCCUGUCACCUCUACCCACAUUGCCGUUGUCACGAGGACCAACGACAAUGGUGAUCUCGAGACUAUGACCACUACGAGUGUGUCUACCUCUACGCCUGGACUCAGCGAUGGUGAUGACGACGGCAGCUCAUCUGGCAUGUCAACAAAGACCCGCAACACUGUUAUUGGCGUUGUUGUCGGUAUUGGUGGUGCCAUUGUCGUCGGUGCUCUCGGUCUCGUUGCUUGGAGAAUCUGGGGACGCAAGAAGCACAACGAAGAGGCUGAUGGUCUCAUGGACUUUGACGAGUCCAACAGCCGUCCCAACAGCAACGGCCCUUACCACAGUAUUGAGAAGACCGAGUACAACAGUGUCGGUAGUGCUGGUCCCCAGCGCAGCCCAUUUGCGUCGACGUUGGAGAAUUACCAUCAACCAACGCCUGUAAACGCAUCAUCCAACUUUUAGUCAUGAGAAGAUGAACCUCUUCAUCUUUUUUCUUUUUUUUUUCCCUUUAGCAUGUUUGAUAAAAAAGCAUUAUUAUUGCUCUCAUCCCAUUUCAUCGGUUCAAAUGGCAAUCUCAGGGCUAUCGCGGGUGGCGUUCUCGGACACGAAUCAUUUGGACGGUUCAUAUAGAAAGUGUUGUACGAAUUUGAUAACGAAAGUCACGGCUGCAAUUGACUGAGGCAGCAUCACAAACUCCGCGUUCGCAUUUGCAUGACCCGGUUUACAAGUCCCAGUUUCUGAAUUAUCUGGAGAGUGGACAUGAUUACAUAUCUUUGCUCUUUCUUCCUUCUCCUGGCCUUGAGCCCACUAGAGCUCAUCGGCGUCGGAAUGGGUCAUCUGCUUAUUACAUCAAUAUGUAUCGAUAAACUCGACUAAUAAUACUAUAUCAAG